Messenger RNA from Humulus lupulus (European hop), 1278 nucleotides. RefSeq lists its product as uncharacterized. Lineage: Eukaryota; Viridiplantae; Streptophyta; Magnoliopsida; Rosales; Cannabaceae. The coding region runs from base 1 to 1278 and encodes 425 amino acids. The record is from RefSeq and is a predicted model, not a curated record. The transcript is spliced from 3 exons.
AUGAAGGGUACUAGUGGGUUGGAGAAUAUUGCAUUUACUUUGAACCCUCAAUCGAAAACUUCCAAUUUCAUUGAAAGUCAAUGUUCAGUGCUUACACAGAGGUCAAAUGUGGGUGUGCUUGAAACUGGCGCUGGUGUGGGUGGUUCAUGGGAUUUUUAUGUUGCAGAUGGCAAUGUUGGUUUAACAGUGGCUGUUGGUUCAAAUUUGGACAGGGAAGAAACUGAUUUUGAGGAUAAUAAUGAGGGAAUAGAAAAGAGGGCAGUAGACAUUGAUGAUGUGAAAGAUUUACCAAUUUUUGAGUCUGAUUCAGAUUACAUUCCAAGAGAUAGCUCUGAGAGUGAUGUUGAUGAUAGGACAGAGCAUGGUGAGGGCUCAAAGUUUCACAAGCCAAGAAAGUGGACUAAAAAAACAAAGUUGCCACAAUUGACAGAGUUUAAAGAUGAUGUUGAUAUAGAGAAGCCAGUUUUCAAGUUGGGUUUGGUCUUUAGCUCAGGGGCUGUGUUUAAACAAGCUGUGAGGGAAUAUGCAAUAAUGAAUGGAAAAGAUAUUUGUUUUAAGAAAAAUGAUCCUCAUAGAGUAAGAGCUGUUUGUCGCGGUGUAAACUGCUAUUGGGUGUGUUUUGCCUCAAAGAUAGAUGACAGUCAAACAUUCUUCAUCAAGACUUAUAUCAACGAACAUAAGUGUUCGAGGAACAACACCAAUCGUUUUGCAACUUCAAAGUUGUUGUCAAAAAAGUAUUUAGAUGAAUUUAAGAGUAAUGAGAACUGGCAUCUUUCAGCAUUCAUUCAAAAAGUCAGCAAAGACCAUGUGCUAGAGGUUUCAAAACAUAAGGCAUACAAAGCCAAGCGACUAGCAACCAAAACCAUCGAAGGUACUUAUGAAGAACAGUACACUGCACUUUAUGAUUAUGCUGAGGAGAUCAAGUAUACCAACAAGGGUUCAACUGUUGAAUUUCUGACAGAUAUGGCACCGAAUGGAAAACCGCGAUUUAAAAGGAUGUAUAUUUGUUAUGCAGGCUUAAAGAAUGGUUUCAAUGAAGGAUGUAGACCUGUGAUUGGUUUAGAUGGGUGUCAUAUCAAGGGGCCACACCAAGGACAACUCUUAACAGCAAUUGGGAUAGAUGCAAAUAAUGGCAUGUACCCUAUUGCAUUUGCUGUGGUUGAGAUUGAAAAUAAGGAUUCAUGGUCAUGGUUUAUGAACUUAUUGAAGGAGGAUUGUAAGAUAUUGAAUUCAAAUCAUUGGACAUUCAUCACAGAUAAACAGAAGGGAUUGGAAUAG